This is a messenger RNA of Aspergillus caelatus, 1269 nucleotides long. RefSeq names its product FAD/NAD(P)-binding domain-containing protein. Gene Ontology annotation, molecular function: FAD binding. Lineage: Eukaryota; Fungi; Ascomycota; Eurotiomycetes; Eurotiales; Aspergillaceae. The record is from RefSeq and is a predicted model, not a curated record. The coding region runs from base 1 to 1269 and encodes 422 amino acids. The transcript is spliced from 2 exons.
AUGGAACGAGUGAUUGUUGUUGGCGCUGGACCAGUGGGCUUGAUGACUGCGCUAAAACUCGCGACUGUUGGUAUCGCCGUGGACGUGAUUGAGAAGAACGCAGAACUCAGUCGCCAGCCGCGCGCGGCUGGAUACCAUGGUGCCGCUUUGGCUGCUCUCAAAAGGACCCCUGUUUACAAAGAGGCAGCCAAGCUUGGGUUCUCUGGGAACGGGAUCUGCUGGAGAAAGCCUUUGGUUGAGGAUGGCGAAGGAGGGAUGAAGAUGGGCGACAUUAUCGCGUCCUUGCCGUUUGCAAGCAAUGAGGAAACACGAGAUGAUCACGGAAUGGGCAUCCUUUACCUGCCUCAGUCUCAGCUUACGGAGCUGCUCUAUAAAGCUGCUCUUCAGACUGGUCUGGUCAAGGUUAGUUUCAAUCGCGAGCUCUCUGAGAUCCACCAAGGCGAGAGCUCGGUCACUGCAGUUGUCCGGAAUCUUGAUGGAGGGUUAGAGAAAUUCAAGGGUAUCUUUCUUGUCGGUGCCGAUGGAGGAAAGUCCGCGACCCGGAAAAUCCUUAACAUUCACUUCAAAGGCCAUUCUUGGCCGGAGCGGCUUAUAGCAGUCGAUGCCCUUCUAGAAGAUAAGCAUUUAGACCCUGUUUUCCCCACGUCAAUGGUGAUCCAUCCAGUCCACUUCGGACUUAUCACACCUCUGGAGCCGGUUCAACCCGGGAAGAAGACCUCGUACAGGUGCACUAUUGCGGUUGAUCCAAAUGAUAAGCGGACGGAUGCCGAGUUAGUGUCUGAGGAGAAUCUCAUGACGUUCCUGGAUGUUUUAGCCCCCGGGCCGAGACCGCUUGACGUGAAAAUUCUGAACUCUUCAGCAUAUCGGACGCAUCAGCUUUGCGCGUUUACUAUGAGGAAGGGAAGAUGUCUUCUUGCUGGCGAUGCAGCCCACUUGAACAAUCCAUUCGGUGCUUUGGGCCUGACAACUGGGUUGUUGGAUGCCGAUGCUGCGGCGGACACGCUUGAUUUAAUUAUUAACCAAAAGAAACCCAUGGAUCUCCUGGAUCUCUAUUCUGAUGAGCGGAGAAGGGCUUUCCAGACCUUUGUGGACCCUUUGAGUACACAGAAUAAAUUGAGGUGUGCGAAUGACCCGGAGACUGCUAUAGAUGAUUGGUUUCUCCGUGCAUUGAUUAACAAAACCCCCGAAAUUAUGGAGGCUUUUAGUCGACCAUUUUUUGAUGUUUGGCCCACUGAUAUGAGGAAAUUGACUGCAUCUAAAGGGCUUUAG